Messenger RNA from Helianthus annuus (common sunflower), 630 nucleotides. RefSeq names its product basic blue protein. NCBI's taxonomy places the organism in Eukaryota, Viridiplantae, Streptophyta, Magnoliopsida, Asterales, Asteraceae. Bases 24 to 458 code for a protein of 144 amino acids. Gene Ontology annotation, cellular component: plasma membrane. The transcript is spliced from 2 exons. Gene Ontology annotation, molecular function: electron transfer activity. The record is from RefSeq and is a predicted model, not a curated record.
GAAUGCAAUAAGAAGCAAUUAUAAUGGCUAACAAAAAUUUGUGCAUCUUCAUCCUCAUAGCAACAAUAGUGGCUCAAGCUACAUGGGUUCGGGCUGCUAAGGACUAUCAGGUUGGAGAUUUCGGAGAGGGUUAUAAUGGAUUAGGUUGGGACGAGACUACUGAUUUACAAGCUUGGGUCAAGGGGAAGGAAUUCAAUCAGGGAGACAGACUUUACUUUGGUUACAAAGCUGGAGAACAUAAUGUAGUGGUACUAGCAGAUCAAGCCGCGUUAGACUCAUGUACUCUUACGAAUCCGAAAAUUCAAUCCCCUUCUUGCGGAUAUAAUUUAAUUACCUUAAGCGCCGGACCCAAUUUCAUUACCAGUGGCAUGGGAGAGGAUUGUAAGAAUGGCAUGAAGUUAAAAAUUGAUGCCAAGCCAGCUCCUGCACUAAUGAAAGGAAGACACCUGAUACUUUAAAAUUGAGGAUUGCAUGUCUUGGCUUGUAUAUAUAUAUAUAUAUGUAUAUGUAUAUGUCCCUUUUCUUGGGUGUUUGGUAAAUGAUGGUUUAUAUCGAUUAGGCAUGGAACUUCUUGUUCUGACCAUAUGUAAAUAAAUGUAAUUAAGUUCUAUAAUAAAAUGAAUUUACUAU